Molecule: messenger RNA, 1577 nt
Organism: Daldinia caldariorum
Lineage: Eukaryota; Fungi; Ascomycota; Sordariomycetes; Xylariales; Hypoxylaceae
Product: Pkinase-domain-containing protein
Exons: 3
Coding region: 195-1358 (387 amino acids)
Biological process (GO): peptidyl-serine phosphorylation
Cellular component (GO): nucleus; cAMP-dependent protein kinase complex
Molecular function (GO): cAMP-dependent protein kinase activity; ATP binding
Source: RefSeq, a predicted model, not a curated record
UGCCCAAUUUAUGUGCAUCAUUUUUUUUCAACCGGCCCUAUAGUUAGACGCGUCCCGCGCAGCUAUUAGAACUACUUUGCGAUCAGACAUGGGUAUGGUCUGAUGAUAUCCGCCAAUUGCGAAAGGCACCCGAGGCACCAAAGGCACCAAAGGCAACAACCAUUUACCUAGUUGGGACGACUAAAGUACAUCGGAUGAAUCUUAAAAAGAUGGCCGCUACGGUUGCUACGCCCGGCCUCAUUCCCCGGGUUCUACGGGAACACAACUUACUGCCCGUCGCGGACACAGACACCAACAAUGUUCCCCAGCCAGACGCUGAUGUCGAACCCAAAGUACCACCCCAACAUCAGCGCUUGAAAUUAACCGACUUUGCUCUUGUUAGGACUUUAGGAACUGGUACCUUUGCUAGAGUCUGUCUAGUCCGCCCUGCCGGCGCUAACGAAGAGGACGGUGACAAAGUGUUCGCUCUCAAGAUCCUGCGAAAGGCAGAAGUCAUCAAGUUGAAGCAAAUAGACCACGUCCGAGACGAGCGUCGCAUACUAAGCGAUGUCGCUGGUCAUCCUUUUAUUACCGAAUUAAUCACCACCUUCUCCGAUCACGACUCCUUGUACAUGCUACUUGACUAUGUCCCAGGUGGCGAGCUGUUUAGUUAUCUGCGAAGGCAUCGAAGAUUCCCAGAAGAGUGGGCCCAGUUCUACGCUGCUGAGAUCGUUUUGGUACUUGAAUAUCUUCACGACGACCAGGGCGGUGUCGCGUACCGCGAUCUGAAACCAGAAAACCUUCUCUUGGACGGACAGGGUCACGUGAAAUUGGUUGAUUUUGGUUUCGCGAAGAGACUCGGUAGCAGGGAUAGCAGGCCUGUUGAGACCUACACUCUGUGCGGUACGCCCGAGUACUUGGCACCCGAGGUCAUUCAGAACAAGGGACAUACUAUUGCUGUUGACUGGUGGGCGCUAGGGAUUCUGAUCUACGAGUUCCUCACCGGCUAUCCUCCGUUUUGGCAUCAGAAUCCUAUUGAGAUUUACAAGCAGAUAAUCGAGAAGCCCGUGCUCUUCCCCGCUGAGCCCCCUAUCUCACCUAAUGCGCAGAACAUCAUUCGUUCAUUCUGUACUGUGGAUCGCUCCAGGCGAUUAGGCAACCUUAUCGGUGGUACUCGCCAAGUUAAGGAACACCCAUUCUUUGAAGGCAUAGAUUGGAAUGCGCUUUAUCAUCGGCAGAUCAGGCCGCCCAUACAACCCAACGUGCGGUACCCGGGCGACGCACAGUGCUUCGACGUCUACCCGGAAGAUGAUGGCAAGCGGGAGCCAUAUACCGAGGAGCUGUCUCGUCAAUACGACCGCUACUUCGAAGGCUUCUAAAGAGUCAUAGAUUACGACAUAUUUAGAACGAGGGUAUGAGGGUAAGGCGUACUUUUAGGGUUCGUUUUUGGCUACUACAGGCAAAAACAAUUCCCAACGAACUGAUUAUGAUGUAUUUACGGGACCCAUGGUCGCACGAUUUUCGGGAGUCUCGGUAGCGUUUCCUAUAUACGUUAUACUAUAACAUAUUGUGAGGGGUUGUUUAAGGCCCUUAUCAUG